GUCCAGAAGGGUGUGGAACAGGUUGUUGGAUCCGCGUGAGGCUGCAGUUGGUGGCAGAGGUGGGCGAGCGAAGCCUCGGAAGGCAGCCAUGAAGGUGUACACGAUGAGGGACCUCAACCCCUUGCAGUUUUUCCGAGGCAAUGCUGCUGAUGUGGUUGGGGAGCUGCCAGACAGGAAACCAGAGUUGACCAAGAAGCCACUCACGAAAGUCCCAAGCCUGUUGUUUGACAUGGAGCUUGAGGAGGGUCAAGGGCGGAAGGAGACUGAGACGACAGCACAUGACUCCCAAAGGCGACUGGAACAUCUCGCACAGCCCUGGUCAGCACCUGAAAGACAGCUCAUGCAGCAAGUGGAGUGCAUGUUUGAGAGCGAGAGCGCCCGCGGGGAGGCUCCGGAGGCAAGCACACUGGCAGAGCGCCUGGUGCAGCAGGGCUACUCUGUGACCGUGCGCACCGCAUUGGGCGGCGGCGGCGGCUGCGAAUGCCUGCGCAACCUGCGCCAUGUCUUCGUCUGCGUGCGCUUGCAGGGAGGGAAUGAUUUUGUGCUGGUGGACCCCAAGUUCAAGGAGCAGUUUGAGAUCGCGCACCCGACGCCGCGCUACGCAGCGCUGCUGGAGGAGGUGCCGGCGUGCUUUGUGGGCACCGAGGAGCGGCUGGUGGCACUCGUGGAGCUGUUGUGCUCUGAGAUGAGCGCCGCUUUCCGAGGCACCGGGACAACGCUGCCUCCCUGGCGGCAGGCCCCGUCGAUGCUGAGCAAGUGGCGGCCGCGCCGGUCCACGGACGAGCGCCGCACGCCCGCGCUCUCCGUCGGCUGCUUCACCAAGCACAGCUCCUCUGGCCAGUUCACCGUCGACGUGUCGGCCGCCGCCGGCCUGGCGAGCCCCACCGUCUCCCCCCCGCCGCCCUCGCUGCGCCGGUCGUCGCUGCCGGCGCGCAUGGGCCGGGACGGGCCGCCGGUGCCGGUCGCGCGCACAACCUCUGAGGGCCCGGCCAGCGGCCGCUGCCGCGCAAACGUGUCGCGCACGGCCGCGUCGCUGCUUGCGAUCGAGCUCGGCGACGGGCGCGGCUCUGCGGCCGCCCCGCCGCGGCGCAUCGGCCCCACCAAGCCGUGGCCCAAGGCCUCUGACGAGGACGCCGACUCCCCGACCAGCGUGCUGGAUGCGGAUGAGGAGCCUGUGCCUGCAUCUGCGCUGCGCUGGCAGCUGCGAGGCUCCCUGGGCAAGGCCAACGACAUGCUGCGCACCGGCAUGCGCCAGGGCAUCAUCACGGGCCUGUGA
Coccomyxa subellipsoidea C-169 is the source of this 1276-nucleotide messenger RNA. Its product is annotated as DUF506-domain-containing protein. The transcript has 6 exons. NCBI's taxonomy places the organism in Eukaryota, Viridiplantae, Chlorophyta, Trebouxiophyceae, Coccomyxaceae. The record is from RefSeq and is a predicted model, not a curated record. The coding region runs from base 89 to 1276 and encodes 395 amino acids.